UUGACAGGCAUGGGCAGAGGAAGAAUGAACUCACACUUCCAGGGCGUGGGAGCUGUGUAAGGCGCUGGGCACGGUUGAGGGCUGGACUGAGAUGGGUCGGUCCUGUCUGGUUCACAUCGAGGUGGACCUGGCCAUCAGAGUGUUCCGGAUGAGUGGCAACGUUGGCAUGGUGAUGUCCCUGCAGGCCAUCAAGGUAACUACCGUAAUGCCCAUGAUGUGCUGUUCAGUAUGUAUACAGAGCUGCAGACCCAGAAGAUCAGGAUCCCUGCUGAGAUGAACACCAACCUCAUGAUCCUACACUCCUAUAUCCUAGUCAAGAUCCACGUUAAGAGAGGUGAUCACUUGAAAGGCGCUCGCAUGCUCAUCAGAGUUUCCAACAACAUCAGCAAAUUCCCCUCACACAUCGUGCCCAUCCAAACAUCUGCAGUAAUUGAGUGCCAUCGUGCUGGUUUGAAGAACUCGUCAUUCAGCUUCGCCGCCAUGCUUAUGAGACCAGAGUACCGCAACAAGAUCGAUCCCAAAUACCGGAAAAAGAUAGAGGCUAUGGUCCGGUAUGAAACAUGUUCACCAGAUACAGGGAACCGAGACCUAACCCUGCCCCCCAGACCUAACCCUGCCCCCGAGGCCACACCCGAACCCAGAAAUGUUUGUGUUUGAUCCAGUGUGAACUUCCCCACAGAAACACCUCUCUCUCAAUUAAUUAAUUGUUGUUCGAUGACCUUUCAAAUGAUAUUAAUUACAUUGUCAAAGUAUGUGUAAACACUUUGGGUUUGGUCACUGAACUGGAAUGUAGGUUUGGAGCAUUGAAGGUGUGUUUACACAUAUACACACAUGUACACACACACACAUACAUGUGUGUGUACCCCAAGUUUAAGAAGGCACUCUUAAACUUGGGGUAAAGGUUGGGGUUAGGAUUACGUUUUGGGGUUACAGUUAGAUUACUGGGAAAAUAUAAUUUUAAUUGAGUCCCUAAAAGGUCCACACAAGUAUAAUUGUGUGUGUGUACAUGCGUGUGUGUGUGUGUGUGUU
This is a messenger RNA of Esox lucius (northern pike), 1029 nucleotides long. Its product is annotated as WD repeat-containing protein 19-like. Gene Ontology annotation, biological process: cilium assembly; intraciliary retrograde transport. The record is from RefSeq and is a predicted model, not a curated record. The coding region runs from base 229 to 657 and encodes 142 amino acids. Gene Ontology annotation, cellular component: cilium; intraciliary transport particle A. NCBI's taxonomy places the organism in Eukaryota, Metazoa, Chordata, Actinopteri, Esociformes, Esocidae. The transcript has 5 exons.